AUGGACCUGGAAAGGGAGACCCGCCGAGCCAAAGAGAAGGUGGAGGAAUCGAUCCACGAUUUCAGCGGCAAGAUCUGCGCCUUUGAGGAGGUGAUCAAGGAUAAAGAGCAGGCGGUUCACUUUGGAGCACGGUGCCUCUCUUGCAAUCGCACGUUUGACGACGUGGUCAGAACGUCAGGAAACGUAAACCUCCCUGCGGAGAAGCGCCGGGCGCAGGUCUUCGCUGAAAUCCAGCGUGCGCUACACACGCCGAGGGCUGAUCCGGAGAGUAUCAAGCUGCUGGCCGUGAAGGUAGGCCGGCCAUCUGCGGUGACUGCGAAGCAAAGCAUCUACGCCAGCCGCGAUGGUGACUCACUGGCCAGCGGCAUUGAGGCCCUCAAAAACCUCUACGUCGAAUGCUCGGCCGCGAAGCCGCCCCCUGAGUAUGUGCAGCGUUUGCGAGACCAGCUCCUGCUGGACGCACCGCCGUGGCGAAACGCCCUCGCCCUGGCUUCUUGGCAGCACCCCGGGGUCAACCGAAGCAAGAGUCCCCUGGUCUUGGACCGGCCGGAAACAUCGGACCCACUCGAAGGUACGGCGAGGUUAAUGCUCAUGAUCACUCUCCUGAGGCGUGAAGGCGUUGAGCAGGGCCAUUCCGCCAUUCAGGGCUGCCUUGCCCACGGUCCCCGUGGGUAUGUGGUACCCUUGCCACCAGGGUUGCUGGCCGGGUCACGCGUGGACCCAUCAUGUGUGAGCCCGCUCAUGGGCGCGCAGGUGAGCAUGCUGGCAGCCUGUCCACCCUUGCAAGCAGACUGCAGGCCCCGGCCGCUGCGUUUUGAGGCCCAGGACUUUGUGCCCGCAUCUCGCCUGCCCGUGGCUUACGCAACCCACUCGGGCUACCCUGGCACCCCAAUGUUUCUCUGGCCCGAUCCUUGCCAGAGAGCCACAGUGCAGCCACAGCCGGUUGAAGAAACCGUGGAAACCAGGGGAGCCAAAUGCACUGCCAGUGCUUUGGAGGGUUCGGAGCCAGAGCCGCCACUGGAAGUGCAAGAUGAUGUCCAGAGCGACGUGUUGCAGAAGCCCCAGCCCAAGAAGCCGAUGAAGAAGCUCCUGAAUGCGCGCCUUCGUCCGAAAGGUGGGUGCAUGAAGGAAAUCUUGGAGCCAGAGGUCUCUGAUUUGCCAGCACAGGAGUGGGGUUCGAAGGCCCUGGAUGCCAUCAGGGCAUCUGAACCAGGAAAGCUUCACCAAAAGCACUGCUUGACGGACAGUGAUCAGCAUGAUCAGGAGCCCUUCUUGGAUUCGGACUUUGCAUCGUUGGGGGAUGGCUCCGUUCCUUUGGCAGCUCCCUCGCCGAAGAGAUCAAUGGCUCCUCUUCGAGAGUAUCUCCGGCUGUGCACUGGACAGACCGGACAGGACCCCGCCAAACUCGUGUCAGAGGAUCAAGCGUGUGCAGCUGCUGCACAGAAGCCUGGAUGGCAGCUCCUGACCCGAGCGGCUGGCCCCGGUUCGGAUGCUGUGGCGCUGCGGCAGGUUGAUCCAAAUGGUCCCUCGCCGGUCCAUUCCGCAGGCCAACCAGCGGACCUGAAUAGCCUCGGCCGGUCAAGCGAAUUAGACAAGACAUGUUUGCAUGAAGAGUAUGAAGAUGUUGCUGACGGUUUGAUCACCACCGUCCCGAGCGAGGAAAAUGCUGAAGAGACAUGGCCAGCAGGAGACGAAAGCUCUCUGCUACCAGGGUACAUGCAGUGUGACUUGCCCGACGAUGACACAGAGUCUGAUCCAUGGGCUUUUCCCUGGGCUGACAAUGCAAGCGAGGCAACGCCGGAUGCUGAAGAGCCACGGCGCCGUGACACCCCAACUGCUUCUAGCCAAGAUGCGGAGUCAGAAGUCUUGCCCUUCGAGCCAGAGCCUGGCACCACCUACGAUCGAGGCUGGAUCAAGUACCGAGAUCCCAGCAGUGGAGAGAUUUGGUUCCACAAUCAGCACACGGAAGAGUUCUUCUUUGCGCAGUACUCCCGGGAGGAGGGCUGGUUGCCGUUUCAGAGCAGUGAGGGUCGAAAGUGGUGGUGGCAUGACAAGAACCGGCGAUUUUUCUUUGAGGACUUGAAGAACACAUUGUUCAUGUUCGUUCCUUUGCGCUCUACGUGCCCGAGCCGUGAGGCCAAGGCUCGUCUCAUGCAGGCUUGCGGGGGCUCGUGCCAAUGUGCCUGUGCUGCCCAACGCUACCAGGGCGCGUCAGCACAGUGCUUGAGUAUCAUUCGUGAGUACAAGUCUGCCAAACGCGUAGAACGCGCAGACAUUCCCAAGGCAGAGAAGGGCAGAAGCAUCGGCAUCACCCAGGCUUUGCGAGAUCUGCACUACCCGGAGACUCGCUGCCUCGCAGCUGGCCAUGUGGAUGUGGCGCCGGCGAAAGAUACAGGGAAGCGCGCCCUCCUGGCCCAGGCUUUGAGCGCUGCUGCCGCGCAGGAGAUGACAGCCUUGUGUCGCGCAUGGCAGCUCAAUGUGGAGCCGGUAGAAGGGGAGGAGCGGCGACUGGAGGAGGGGGUCGCGCGAGCCUUGAAGCACAUCUGCCGGCGAGCAGAGAGGAGCUGUGUUCUCAAGUCGCUGCGGCAGCCCACUGCCAGAGCUUCGGAGAUCGCAGGGGUCCUCUCCGAUGAGGAGCUUGCUCUGGAAGCUCACUGUUCGCAGCUGGAGUCGGAACUGGCAGCCUCAAGCGAACGCCUCACUGUCUUGGACACCGUCGAAGCCAAGGUUGACAUGCUGGUGUCUGAAUGGCAGCCCGACUCGCAGAAGGAACUGCUGCACAACCUGUCAGAGGUGGCGAGCACCUCUUUGAUGCAAGAAAGUUGUCCUGAGCUAGGCGAAGGCUUUGAGCAGUGCCUGCAGCGCCUUGGGCUGGUGAGCUCUUGGCUGAACCGGACCCUGUGCCAGUUGGAGGAAGCUCGCCGGGAGCUGACUGAGAAAGAGAAAGCAGCCGCAUCAUGUGCAUUCUUGCAUCUACCGGGCGAAGCUCCAAAUGCGCAGAGUGCCUUGGCACGUUUGCCUUGA
Symbiodinium natans is the source of this 3024-nucleotide messenger RNA. The record is from the annotation of a GenBank genome assembly. NCBI's taxonomy places the organism in Eukaryota, Dinophyceae, Suessiales, Symbiodiniaceae.